AUGUCCACGCUGCUCAAGUCCGCCAAGUCCAUCGCUCCCUUGUUGGAUCGUGUGUUGGUCCAAAGAAUUAAGGCCGAAGCUAAGACCGCUUCCGGGUUGUACCUGCCAGAAAAGAACAUUGAAAAAUUGAACCAGGCUACUGUUUUGGCCGUGGGACCCGGCUUCACGGAUGCCAACGGAAAUAAAGUUGUGCCACAGGUUUCCGUUGGCGACAGCGUUUUGAUUCCUCAAUUUGGUGGCUCUAGCAUCAAGCUGAAGGGCGAUGAGGAAGUUGUGUUGUUCCGCGAUAGCGAAAUCUUGGCCAAAAUAAAUGAAUAA
This is a messenger RNA of Lachancea dasiensis, 318 nucleotides long. Lineage: Eukaryota; Fungi; Ascomycota; Saccharomycetes; Saccharomycetales; Saccharomycetaceae. The record is from the annotation of a GenBank genome assembly.